Syngnathoides biaculeatus (alligator pipefish) is the source of this 2701-nucleotide messenger RNA. RefSeq names its product cyclin T2b (gene ccnt2b). Bases 115 to 1887 code for a protein of 590 amino acids. Gene Ontology annotation, biological process: regulation of transcription by RNA polymerase II; positive regulation of DNA-templated transcription, elongation. NCBI's taxonomy places the organism in Eukaryota, Metazoa, Chordata, Actinopteri, Syngnathiformes, Syngnathidae. Gene Ontology annotation, cellular component: cyclin/CDK positive transcription elongation factor complex; nucleus. The record is from RefSeq and is a predicted model, not a curated record. The transcript has 9 exons. Gene Ontology annotation, molecular function: cyclin-dependent protein serine/threonine kinase activator activity.
GCCGCCAGGGAGCGCCACACACCCUUGCUGGCUCACCGGUUUGGAAACCGGUUGGGCCUUUGGUGACGUUCUUCCGGUGCUAGCCGGCCGCUCGGGCUAGGCUGUGGGAGCGUCAUGGCGGUGCACCGGGGACCCUCAACGAAAUGGCUCUUCACCCGGGACCAGCUUGAAAACACGCCGUCUCGACGUUGCGGGAUCGAGGCCGACAGGGAGCUUUCUUACCGACAACAAGCCGCCAACCUCAUCCAAGAUAUCGGCCAGAGGCUCAACGUCUCUCAACUGAUCAUCAACACCGCUAUAGUGUACAUGCACAGAUUUUAUAUGAUUCACUCUUUCACCAAGUUCCACAGAAAUAUUAUCUCCCAAACAACAUUGUUCCUCGCAGCUAAAGUUGAGGAGCAGCCCCGGAAGCUGGAGCAUGUCAUUAAAAUAGCUCACGCCUGCAUAAACCCCCAAGAGCCAGCCCUAGACACUAAGAGCAAUGCAUUCCAUCAGCAGUCACAAGAGCUUGUAGCGCUGGAAACCAUCGUCCUGCAAACCCUGGGUUUUGAAAUUACUAUCGAUCAUCCACACACAGAUGUUGUAAGGUGCUCCCAGUUGGUACGAGCAAGCAAGGAUUUGGCACAGACUUCCUAUUUCAUGGCUACCAACAGUUUGCACCUCACCACGUUCUGCCUGCAGUAUCGGCCCACAGUGGUCGCCUGCGUCUGUAUCCAUCUUGCGUGCAAGUGGUCAAACUGGGAGAUCCCUGUGUCGACCGAUGGCAAGCACUGGUGGGAGUACGUGGACCGCACGGUAACCCUGCAGCUGCUGGACGAGCUCACACAUGAGUUCCUUCAGAUCCUGGAGAAGACGCCCAGCAGGCUGAAGAGGAUCCGAAACUGGAGGGCCAUUCAAGCUGCUAAGAAGCCAAAGACAGAAGGUCCUUCUGUGGACGGCGCAUUCCAGGGGGCAUCAUUAGACAACCUCCCUAGUGUCGCCAGCUCCUUCUUCCCUUCCACCUCCACGUCAGACUCCACCGAGAUGUCCCUGGGUGCCAUAUCGGGCGCCUAUGCCUCCUAUCAGCCGCUCGGUGACCCUUUCUCCCAGCCCCCCCAUUCGGACUUAACUGUGUUGAAGCACGAACACAAAACUGCAGGCGGUUCUGCCAGUAAACCCCAACAGCUCGCUGGAAAUCCAGCUCCUUUUUUGCGGCCGCAGAAAGUUUUAACUCUGGAAAAGUACAGAGAGAAACACGCAGCGGAGCUCGCUCUGCAGAACGGCAUCAAGGAGGAGGCCAGCACAGACAUGUACACACCGCCACCCGCCGCUCCCUCGCACCACCACAAGAAGCGCUGCCAGCCUCUGGCAGGCAGCCAGCCAGGUGAAGGCAGGCGAGAGAAAUCGAGCUCCAAAAAGACUCGGGUGCCCGCUUCUUUCUCAGAGAACGGCUCGGCCACUAGCGAGGAGCUCAAAAUGAGGAUCAAGGUGUCAUCGGAGCGCCAUGGCACCUCCGACCCAGGUAAAGACAAGCACAAGGAGCAUGCAAGCCACCGCCACUCCAAACACAGCCACUCCCACCCGUAUUCCCUUGGCGCCAGUUGCCGGGUGGAUGCCGCUUCUGUGUCCCAGCGACCUCCAGGCGGCGAUUGUAGCUCGGCGUUUUCUCGAAAGAGGCCUCACCCCAACGUAGGCCACCACCACCACCACCACUCGUCCAAGAGCAGCAGAUGCUCAAAGGCGGCCAUUAGCUCAGUCCACUACUCUGAUAGCAGCCAGAGGAUGAUGGAGCACCACGGUCACGAUGGUACCAACGGGCUGCUGACGGCCAACGGCCAACACACAGACUACAAAGACACUUUCGACAUGCUGGACUCUUUACUAAGUGCCCAAGGAAUGAACUUAUAACCUCCAGUGUUGUUCCCACUGCCAUAUUACAGCAUUGAAUAGACUUUUGUUUUGGGUUUUUUUUUUUAAAUGUCUUAAAUUAUAUGAAUUUCUCACUGUCCACACUGCUGGUAAUUCUUGUGAAGCUGUCCAAUGUAACAGCAUGAUGCAUCAAGCUGUGUGUGACGACAAAACAAACAAAAAAAAAACAUUUUCUUUUCACAAUUUUAAUGUGCAUGUUUGAAGUUUUAAAACAAAGGGAAGCCGCAAUAGCUAUGAGUGCUUGCAGCCAUCACAGCAGUUUACACAGUUAAUUUAUGUUCUUCUAAUGUUCCACUAAAAAUCUCAGGUCAUAAACAUUUUUAAUAUAAGAACAAAUCUUUUGGGUUUUCGUACCUACUUGUGCGGAGACUCACUGCCUUGUCCGAUAUGCAGACAUCAGAAACUUGGUAUCUCUCUGGGGCACAGUCUGCUUAUUAUUUUUGUAGUGAUAAUUUUUUUCCCCCUUACAAUCCUCCCUAAGCAGCGCAUGAGCUCCACAAGUAGACCCAGAGUUUAGAUCUGCAAUUGAAGCUGAUGUAACAUCUGUGAAGAGUGCUUUUCUGAUCUAUCGGCUGAAAUUGCUCGAGGCCUUUUAAUUGUACUGCAACCCACCACUCCCUCCACGGGUGUGAUAAAUGUAAUUGUCCGAAAAUACCAACGUCUGUUACAAGAUGGUGUAAAUAGGACUGCAGUUCACAUUUACAGUUGUUGGCCAACGCCUUUGAUGUCUGUUGAAAUCUUAUGCAGGCAGUUCUCUUCAACUUGUGUAUUGGGAACCCAAAUAAAGGUGUUA